Syzygium oleosum is the source of this 1313-nucleotide messenger RNA. RefSeq lists its product as uncharacterized. The transcript is spliced from 2 exons. NCBI's taxonomy places the organism in Eukaryota, Viridiplantae, Streptophyta, Magnoliopsida, Myrtales, Myrtaceae. The coding region runs from base 86 to 967 and encodes 293 amino acids. The record is from RefSeq and is a predicted model, not a curated record.
AAGAAAAAACGGAUGGAGACAGAGAUCGCAAACUGCACCCUUCUUAUAUCAAUCCGCAGCAAUCUCAGAACGAGCUCUCUCGAGCAUGGCCACCGCGAGCAGAGAAUCCCGCCGGAGGAAGAUCGUCGACCGCGGCGCCGACCGCCUGGCCCUCAUCACCGGCCGCAUCCAGUCCCUCCCUUCCUCCUCCGACUCCCCGCCGCCGCCGCCGCCCGCCCGUCGCGAUCCCGGCCCGUCCCCUCUCCCCCCAGAUCACCCAUCCGACGGCACAGCUUUGAAUCAUGGAGAUCAUGGAGAAUGUCAAGCCUUUGAGACUGUGUUGCCAAAGGAUCAUCAAAGUGGAGAUGCUAAUGAGGCUGAAGGUUCCCGAGGUAGAGAAAAUAUGGAGUUUCCAUCAGAGAAAAGUCAGACAAGCAAUGAACGCUCACAGGCUCCGCCGUUGGAGAUCAGUGAGGAAUCAGAAACUUAUUUAUCAUCAGCCUCGCAUCAAAAUGCAUCUCGUCCUACUAUACAUGUAGAGCAACCCUCAGUUCCUCAGGCACUGUGUAGCAUGUCCAUUAGUCCUAAUCAAAUUAGUUCUGCUAUAGAUUCUUCAGCUACUUCACGCUUACUUUGUGCUAUGGUAGUGGGGCUGCUAGUGGUUUUCUCAGAUAUAGGUUUUCCCCUAUUAGGUAACAAGAUCAUCCGGUCCAUCUUGAUGUUAAGGCCUCUUUACCUCGUCCUGGUUACCAACGUGACACUUGUACUUGCUCCACUUCUUUUGGGCAAACAAUCAACUGUUUCAAGUGCUGUCAAAGGGGAAAAUAAGAUUCCUUCAGCUGACGGGAGCGAUUGGGCUGAUCAAGUUGGUAAUAGCUUGGAGUUAGGUUUUCUGAUGAUGAAAGUAAUGGAUGCAGUAAUCAUGGAUUGCAGUGUCUACUCUGUGGUUGUUGUAUGUGGUUUGUCGCUUACACAGAUAUUCUCUUAGAUCCAGAUAAUUACAUCGGAAUGCGAGAGCCGUUACUAUAGUUGGCUGACUUUAGAGCAAAUAAUCCCGAUCAGCAGCUAAACUUUCUUUCUUUUUGUACCUUUCUGCUUUGUAAGCCUCUGUGGCUGAAUAAUAGCCCGUAUUUUCUGCAGUUUUGCUCUUGUAGAUCCAUUUAUUUAUUUCAUGUGCUUGUUUUUAGAUGAAGUUAUGUUGUAGUCUGUCUUGUGUAAUAGUGAAUUUCGCCAGUAUACACUCCAUAUUCCGAUGUGUAUGGGUCUUGUAUCGUGGCUUUGUGAAUUAAUGUAGCCAUUUUUGGGCAUUUGACUGAAUAAAGCACCUGUACUUU